GCGCAUAUUCUAUUUCAAUGGAAUAUCAAAUUUGUCAAAAUCCGAAUUUAGGAGUAUUUAUUGCUGGAAAAACGACGAAGAUCUGCGAUAAAUUGAUAAUCGACAGAGAUCUUUGGUGCGCUUCGAAAUCUACGCAAUUCACACCAUCUUCUCCUUCCAUUUAUGCACAAUUACAUCAAUCGCUGCGCGCAGAAACGAAGAACAAAUUAGCAAAAAUAAGAAUUGAUUAGAGAGAGGGAGAGAUGUGGGAAUCAAUAUGCUUAACGAUUGCGGCUACCGCCGGAAACAACAUUGGCAAAGUGCUCCAGAAAAAGGGCACCCUCAUUCUCCCACCUCUCUCUUUCAAGCUCAAGGUGAUAAGAGCAUAUGCUUCUAACAGUGCUUGGAUAAUCGGGUUUUUGAUGGAUAUUUUUGGGGCUGUCUUGAUGUUGCUUGCACUAUCUCAGGCUCCUGUAUCGGUGAUUCAACCUGUUUCUGGCUGCGGGCUUGCUAUCCUCUCGGUAUUUUCUCAUUUUUAUCUGAAGGAGAUCAUGAAUGCCAUCGACUGGAUCGGGAUUGCUUUGGCCGGUAUUGGCACUAUAGGUGUCGGUGCUGGAGGAGAAGAGCAAAAGUCGCCAUCCAUCUCAAUUAUCUAUUUACCGUGGCUGGCAUUUGUUGUUGCCUUCGUGUUUGUACUUCUUAAUGGAUGGCUUCGUGUGUAUAGACGACAAAGAAGAGAACAGGAGUUGAUGCAAUACGAAGUGGUCGAGGAAAUCAUAUACGGCUUAGAGUCCGGCAUUCUAUUCGGGAUUGCAUCUGUGAUAUCAAAGAUGGGGUUCUUGUUCUUGGAGCAAGGAUCUUCCAAGUUAUUGCUUCCCGUUUGUGUCUCGAUCAGCAUAACUUGCAGUGCUUCUGGAUUUAUUUGCCAGACCCGUGGCUUGAAGCAUGGAAGGGCAAUCGUCGUGUCCACUUGUGCAGCUGUUGCUUCGAUCGUGACUGGCGUCCUUGCCGGCAUGUUUGCACUGGGCGAACGGCUGCCCUCCGCUCCCACGUCUCGCCUAAUGCUUCUCCUCGGAUGGCUCUUCAUCAUCCUCGGAGUGAUCCUGCUCGUAUCUUCGUCAAGGCUGAUGCGACACCUCCCGAGGCCGUGGAGGCGCUUUGCACGAGGCGGCCUGGAGAGGAACUUCGGUCUUAGGCAGUCGAGCUCGUCCCGUGUAAGGGACACGAACCCAAGCACCAUCAUCCAAGCGAGCACGCUGCAUCAUCUGAUACCGUCCCCUGCGAAGGCAAAAGCUUGAGCUAUAUGGAAACAGCAAAGCUUGUAUGUAGUUUCUACUUAGACCUAUAUCGAUAUGGUUGGAUCGGUUCGGUUCGUUUUAGACCUAUUUCAAUCCGAUCGAUUCGGUUCGGUUCGAUUACAAGUGUACAGUUUCAUUGCAGUUUUCAUGUUCAUGUACCGUUGUUCCUCAUAUUUGUUUUGUUUCCCUUCUAGUGAGAGAAAGAUAUGAUAAAAAAAUGUUCAAAGAUGUGAAGAUUAUGAUGGCCUUUUUCUACUGAAAUCAUGGUUUUGAUUGUUGUUGUUUUUA
Molecule: messenger RNA, 1565 nt
Organism: Salvia miltiorrhiza (redroot sage)
Lineage: Eukaryota; Viridiplantae; Streptophyta; Magnoliopsida; Lamiales; Lamiaceae
Product: probable magnesium transporter NIPA9
Exons: 9
Coding region: 243-1277 (344 amino acids)
Biological process (GO): magnesium ion transport
Cellular component (GO): membrane
Molecular function (GO): magnesium ion transmembrane transporter activity
Source: RefSeq, a predicted model, not a curated record